CUAGAUUUUCUAUGUAAGAGCAGGGACAGCUGGAUUAAUGGGUGUGUUGUGGGUGUCACGUGAUCGCCACGUUGACUCAAACGGAACACUUUGGUAAUCGGGCCUCGACGGUCACCACCAUGUCCCUCGUCGCUGUUCGCAUCGAGCUUCCUGCCCACUCCCAGUCUUUUGUCGUCGAAAUCCCAGCCGGGUCAACUAUUCUUGAUGUCAAGCAAGCAAUAUUCGCUCGCUGUGCGGGACACCCUCGACCAGAAGGGCAGCGUAUUAUCUGGAGGGGACGAUACCUGAGCGACGCAGAAAGAAUCGAUGAACUGUGGCCCUCAUCAGAUGAACAGCGUAUCGUCCACUUGUCUGUGCAACCGUCGGCGUGGACUACUGCUCCACUUGCAACCUCCUCAUCUUCUUGGCCUUCUCCCAGUAUACCCAGCCUCAAUCCGCAUGUUGCUUCUCCCAACCGCAAUGAAACACCCUCUCCCCUGCUUGCGAAUGUCGAAGAUCUUGCGUUUGUCCAUUACAAGCACUGGCAAGCGCUCUAUGUCCUGUCGGAUUGUAGGCUGGCCCCACCAGUGGCAAUAUCUGAUAUUUCUGCAAGACGGAACACGGCAAAAUCAGCACUGGAAAGGAGGGGGUGGACAUGGCCAAUUAUUCUUGACAGUGAUUUCCCAUACGAUGUUGCCACCAAUCAAGAUCGCGCCGCCUAUGAAGUCGCUAUUGUCCGUGGAAAACCCUACUUAUGUUUACGAGAACCAAGAGGAACGCCCAACAAUUCACAACUGCACGCACUCAAAGUGUUGACAUAUACCUUCUCUAUAUUGUCACUCCCAGCUGCGGCACUACCUCUUCCCACUCCUACUAUUUCAAACACGCAGUCCCUUCCUCCAGAAAUCAAUGAGCUACUUCAGCAUUUGAGACUCCCAACGUUGAGGACGGUACCAAACGUAAAUGUUGAUGUCACCGCUCAAACUGGCCCUGUACCCACGGGUCCGGCGGUUGCAGCACGCGCAGAAGCAAACCUGAUGAGAGAAGUUCCACUGCGAGCGCUGCUUGCGCCAUUGCUGAUGGUGGUGCUUCGAACCGUACUCCUGCUAUAUUUCUUUUCCCCUACUCGCAAGCCUUUACUUGGACUGUGUAUCAUUGCGUGGAUCAUCUAUGAGAUGUGGACCCACAUCCGGAUUGUCAUUUUGCAACCGUUGAAUCGGGGUGAUGGUAACGCCGCGCCUGUGGACCAAGCGAGGCCUGCACCUGCACCACCGCCUCCUCCAGCAUUAAAUGGCCAAGACAAUGGACAUGUCCCACCAGGCUCAAGAGCGCCUGAGGCAAGUCAUGCUCAGCCGGAUGGCGAGCGAUCCGCUCAAGGACCACCUGUUCUGAGUCAGCCCAAUGGUCUACUCGGCAGCUUGGCCCUCAUGGACAUCCAUAACGAAAAUAAAUUACUGUGGCCUACUCAACCUGCAAGAGUCGCUGACCCGCCCACCCUCACUCAGAAAGCUAUCAUGUUCUUGUCUCUCGGGGUUGCCACCUUACAUCCGGAGGUGUAUAAUCGGAGAAGGGUUGCCCUCCGCCAACGUGAAGGGCGGUUACGGACAGAGAUGAACGCAAUGGAACGUCCGUCAGUGUCUACCGGAACCAUGGAAUCAAGUGAGGAUGGGUUGAGGAGACAGCAGUAUUGCGAACAGCUUCAGACUCAACAUUCUCGGCGCCCAUCGUGGGUCAAGGACUACGUAAUCCGUGUCAGGGCAGGUGAUUGGUUAGACGAGUAGAGUAGGUUGCAUAUUUUCAAUAAACACAUCCGCUUUCCAUGGACCCGAUUUUGACAUUAGUGACAAGUAAUCCCCGAAUCCCUGCGAUGAAGUCUGCGGAAAUCACGCAGUUGUGGUCUACUCACUCUCAUCGUCCUCAUCUUCAUCGUCAUCGAAUUCCUCUGCUUCGUCGUCGAUAAAUCCAUUUAAAACUGGGGCGCUGCUUCCGGAAUCGGAGUCCUCUCCACCCUCUGAAUAUUCCCCGUCUUCUUCCCCGUCUUCUUCCUCGCCGCCCAAUUCGAUGUCC
Molecule: messenger RNA, 2046 nt
Organism: Pisolithus orientalis
Lineage: Eukaryota; Fungi; Basidiomycota; Agaricomycetes; Boletales; Pisolithaceae
Exons: 3
Coding region: 120-1760 (546 amino acids)
Biological process (GO): endoplasmic reticulum unfolded protein response
Molecular function (GO): protein binding
Source: RefSeq, a predicted model, not a curated record